CUUUAUGCUCUCCCCCAUAGUGCUUCCGUCACUGGGAAGUCUUCCCUCUCUCUCUCUCACUCUCUCUCUUGCAGAUCUGAUCUCCCUGGGAUCGUUAGUAGCUUGAUUAUCUGAUUGACAGAGUUAGAAUCAGCAGAGAGGAAGAAGCGGGGAAGCGAUGGCGCCGCCUGCAUCUGGAGAGGUGCAGCAACGGCAGCAGCCGCCUGGGAGGCAGCAGCAGCAACCACAAGGAAUAGGUCAGACGAUCACGGGCGUCAUAAGGAUGGCCGUCUUCUGGUACUUCGCCAUGAAGUUCUUCUCCCCGAAGAAGCCGCCUGCCGAGCCCUCCCAGCUUAUGUCCAACCUUUUCUCCAGAGGCGAACCCCUGGAUAUGUGGCUUUAUCUUUCUGAGCAUGAGAAGUUUAAUGAUUUUGGCAAUGAGAGUGCCUUAGUCUGGCACGAGACAAACAUUCCAUAUGCAGUUUGGGGGCCACAGAGCAGUAGAUCGUACUCAUUGAAAUAUUCUCCAUCAGAGGCUCUCAAACAUAACGGGAGCUUAUAUGCUCAUGUGUUCUUUGCUCGGUCGGGCUACCCUGCUGAUCCUAAUGAUCCAGAGUACCAACCUCUAUAUGCAUUUGGCAGGACACAUCCUGUUGUCAUGUACCUGCCCAAGUCAAAGGCAGAUAAGAAAAGGAGCCUGCUAAGUGAUUCCAAGAACAACGAAAAGGAUGAGUUCACCGCUCAGGUGAGUGAAAAAAAUGCUGUUACUGAUGAAGAUAGUGGCCCCCCAGAAUGGGUCCCUUAUUGGAAGCCAAAUAUCACAAUAAAUCUAGUUGAUGAUUUCAAUAGAUAUCCUCACAAUGCAAUUCCUCCAAACAUUGCUGGCUAUAUAAAUAUUGAGCCUUCCACAAUGAGCUACUAUCCCACAUUGUACUUCAAUGAGUUUUGGCUACUCAGAGACAAACUGAUUCCAAUUAAUGAAACAGUCUCAGAAUUGCCACUAAAUUUAGAGCUGGGCCCUAUCAGCUUAACCAAAUGGCAACUUUUUCUACAGAUUGAACAGUCAUUUCAAAUUCAUCGUAGUUACGGGAGCAUGAUUGAAGGCGAAGCUGAUGAACUUAAGAGGGUUUUCUUGGAAGGAAAUCCAUAUCUUCUGGUUAUUACAAUGAUUGUGUCUGUACUCCAUUCCGUGUUUGACUUCUUGGCUUUUAAAAAUGAUAUACAGUUCUGGAAUAAGAAUAAGUCCAUGGAAGGCUUGUCUGCAAAGUCAGUAGUAUUGAACUUUGCGUGCCAGUUGAUUGUCUUCCUCUACCUUCUUGACAAUGAAACAUCAUGGAUGAUUCUUGCUAGUUCAGGCGUAGGUGUCUGUAUCGAGUUCUGGAAAAUUGGAAAGGCUAUGCAUAUUGAGAUUGACAGGAGCAGACGCAUACCUAUGUUGAGAUUCCGAGACCGGGAGUCUUAUACAAAGAACAAAACUAAGGAAUAUGAUGACAUGGCAAUGAAGUAUCUCUCUUAUGUGCUCUUUUUCCUGGUAGCCUGUUCUUCAGUCUACUCACUCAUGUAUGAGCGCCAUAAGAGUUGGUAUUCAUGGAUCCUCUCUUCCCUUACGAGUUGUGUCUAUAUGUUUGGGUUCAUCAUGAUGUGUCCACAGCUGUUUAUUAACUAUAAAUUGAAGUCUGUUGCUCAUUUGCCUUGGAGGCAAAUGACAUACAAAUUCCUCAAUACCAUAAUUGAUGAUCUGUUUGCAUUUGUCAUCAAAAUGCCAAUGCUGCACCGCUUGUCUGUUUUCCGAGAUGAUAUUAUAUUUCUGAUUUAUCUAUAUCAGAGAUGGAUUUAUCCAGUCGACCUUAGACGUGUAAAUGAGUUUGGUUUUGGAGGCGAGGACCCUAGUCUGCAGGAUGCGGAUAAGCCAGCUCUUGAACAAGCUGCAGAGGCUCUGGGUGAAGAGGACAAGAAAGAAAAAUAACCUGUCAUCGAUCAUGCAGUAAUUGGCUUCUGCAAGAUUUCCUGUGGGCCUGUGGCUUGAGGUUCAGCCAGGAUGUCUUCAGUACCGGUGGCUUGAGGUUCAGUCGGGAUGUCUUUUCUACUUUUUAACUCCCUGGUUGGAUGUGUUUCUAAGUAAGCCAUCCCUGCCAUAUGGCACAAAAUUUUUGUGGCUUCUGUUCCCUGGAGUCGUGGUUCUUUUGCUUUAUCCAUAGUUUGAUACUCCCAACAGCCGUAGCUUGUGAUUUUUCAUUUCUUGUUUUCCUAUACUUCAAUGAUAGCUCUAGGGGAAAUCCUGAUAGUUCCUCCUCCUGCAUGUUCUCUGUGUAAUUUACUAAUGCAUUUGAGAACCGUGUUUUUGUUGCAAAAUAUAAAGCAUCUGAAAGUAAUUUGAAGUAAUUUGACAUUUUUA
Messenger RNA from Nymphaea colorata (pocket water lily), 2374 nucleotides. RefSeq lists its product as uncharacterized. The transcript has 12 exons. The record is from RefSeq and is a predicted model, not a curated record. Lineage: Eukaryota; Viridiplantae; Streptophyta; Magnoliopsida; Nymphaeales; Nymphaeaceae. Gene Ontology annotation, cellular component: endomembrane system; membrane. The coding region runs from base 158 to 1945 and encodes 595 amino acids.